UUGGACAGUAUGGGUGGCAUCGAAGAGUUACGCGAAGAAAUUAGAGAUCUCGUUCUUUACCCUCUGCAGUAUCCAUCACUCUUCAAACACGUUGGUGCUGAACCGCCAACUGGCGUUUUACUGCAUGGCCCACCAGGUAGUGGGAAAAGCAUGCUCGCACAAGCCAUUGCUGGCACGCUUAAACUAGGAGAUAUUCCGACUUUUUGCAUUGCCGCACCUGAGAUCGUGUCCGGAGUUUCUGGCGAGAGUGAAAACAAAUUGCGUUCUUUGUUCCAGGAAGUCAAAAGUCGGGCUCCCGCAUUGUUGUUUUUCGACGAAAUCGACGCCAUUUUACCGAAGAGAGACCACUCAGACCGGCAAAUGGACCGACGUAUUGUCGCCCAAUUUUCGCACUGUCUGGAUGAGUUGCGCAGAGAAUCCGUGUUGGUGCUAGCUGCUACGAAUAGACCAGAGAGCAUUGAUGCGGCGCUGAGACGGGCUGGACGGUUUGAUAGGGAGAUCGCUAUGGGAAUCCCAAAUUUGGCGUCCAGGGAGAAGAUGCUCAGCAUUAUCACUAGAGAAAUGCGUUUGGCUAACGAAGUCAGUUUGAGGGAGUUAGCACGUAAUACUCCAGGCUAUGUGGCGGCGGAUUUGGUAGCAUUGACGCAAGAAGCAGCACUCAGUGCGGUCAAACACUUCUUUGCUGGGAAAGAACGAGCUUUUUUGGAACUGGAGAAUAAUAAUAAAAAGGAAAGCGAGGUGGAAACUACUAGCAAAAUGGAAUCUGCGAGCGUAAAUGACAAAGACAGCGUUGGUGAGCAAGUGAAAACAGACGACGACGCGGCAGCAUCCGAUGCAAAAGCUGACCAGCAGGACGACGCUUCCGAUAUCGAAGACAACAAAGCAGAAUCUGACGACUGCAAAGAUCAACUAUCCUCCAACAAGGAUAGUCGUAAAGUAACCUUUGAAUCUCGAAACGACUUUAACCUUCCACCAACUGCGGCAGACGAUAGCAGCGACAGUUCGGAUGACAAUGUUGAGAUGACUUCUGCUGGUGUACAGGACAAGGAACAAUCUGAGGUGGAAAUAAAAGCUAAGACAUCUAUAUCUAAGACCCACGAAAAUAUGGAAGACGUCGAGGAGGAGCAAGCUUCUUCAUCUUCUAUUAAGAAUCCUACGACCACCACGGUAGCAAGUGUUUCUUCCGCUUGGAUGCGUGGGUUCGGUAUUUCAGAGGAAGAGCUUGCUCAAGUUUGGAUCUCCUCUCGCGACUUCAGUGCCGCACUUAAAAAAGUCCAACCAUCUUCGUUGCGCGAGGGUUUCGCGACUGCGCCGGAUGUUUCCUGGGAAGACGUUGGAGGUUUGAUCACUCUACGGGAAGAACUGGAACUCGCGAUCAUCGAACCUAUUCGCAAAGCCGAUUUGUUUGCUUCUUUAGGCCUGAAUACACCAGCUGGCGUGCUACUCUACGGUCCUCCAGGUUGCGGUAAGACCCUAGUCGCAAAAGCCGUCGCUGCUGCAGCUAACGCGAAUUUCAUCUCCGUCAAAGGCCCUGAACUUUUGAACAAGUACGUCGGCGAGAGUGAACGUGCAGUCAGAUCCGUGUUUCAGAGGGCAAGAACGAGCUCUCCUUGCAUCAUAUUCUUCGAUGAGUUAGAUUCGAUGGUGCCGAAACGUAGUUCUGAAGGGAACAGUUCGCAAGAACGAGUGGUGAAUCAGAUGUUGACCGAGAUGGACGGCAUGAACACUAGACGAGACGUAUUUGUCAUAGCAGCGACGAACAGACCAGACAUCAUCGAUGCAGCAAUGUUGAGACCAGGACGUUUGGACAAGUUACUCUAUGUGCCUUUGCCAGACGAAGCAGGACGAAAGGAUAUUUUGGAGUCUUUGACACGGAAGAGUCCGUUGAAUAGAGGCAUUUCUA
Amoebophrya sp. A25 is the source of this 1903-nucleotide messenger RNA. Lineage: Eukaryota; Dinophyceae; Syndiniales; Amoebophryaceae. The record is from the annotation of a GenBank genome assembly.